AUGACAGUGUCGACAGGAAAAGUGUCCGCGGUAUCAGUGCCGCUGCAGCCGCUCUCGAAGAGGGAGAUCCUCAAGCAGCUCAAGAGGUUCUUCAUCAGCACUAACACCGCCUGGUCCGAUCGAAAGGUCCGGGAGCUCCAGCGGUCCAGGAAGCAGCACGACGAAGGCUUGAAGCCUCUAUGGAGCAAUCCCAAAGCAGGUGGGCCGAAGCCAGGCUGGGGGACUGGCGUUGGAGCUCCGCAAGUAAGGAGAUCUGGAGACGGAUCAGAGGGAGCAUUCGACCGAACGCUGCACCCGGGCUUUCUUAUCGCUGAGAACUGCGUGACGGACGAGAUAAGCAUCUAUGGAGAGCGUAAAGGGCCUGUGGCCAAUGCCCCUGUGUGGCCAUUAAUGCAGCAUAAAUUCCGGGCACCGAUAUGUAAAUGCUCGGACAACGUCGAGGAUAUGCUGGACAGGAUCGAACGCCUACGGCGGGAUGGGCUCUUCUACGCGGCCCUUAUGAACUUGGUCACAGCCAGAGCUGAAUGGCUAUUCGUCAAGACUGGCAUGCGCCAUAUGGCCAACGGCUUCCGAAUGAAUACCGCAGAGGCCUAUUCUGUUGAGGAGGCCCUAUACCAUAUUCCAGUGACAUUCCUAGAUAAUUGGGGUCAACCUAAGGAUCCUGCGAUCAAGUCUGGUCAACGCCGUAAAGGAGGAACUGCAGUCCGGAGCAACCCGCAGGAGGUCCUGUGCAUCCCUGAGCUCCACGUCAUACCAGAAUCGGACCGGGUCCUUCAACCAGAGGGAUGGUAUUUCGUGUCACAGCUGGCUGAGAUCGCCAUGGUCCGAUGGACAGAGCCGGGAGCUGAGAAGACUGCUGUCGAUGAGGCAGUUCUACGUCUAGUAUGGUCCCUGUGGCGCUUAUACUACACGAACCCAAUUGGUGGUGAAUUCAACGACCAACACGACCUCAUCAUUGCCAAGAUAUUGGCAACGAUGGGCUUUGCAUGUUAUCGACUGGAGGAGUUUUCGCUCGCCCGUGAGUGUUUCAAGAAUGCUAAGAUACUGCGCAUAUCCCAUAACACUAAGCGACACCGUGAACCCCCAAUGAUCUGUCCCCAUGUGGCGGCUUGGGGACAUAAUGAAGCACUUGCCCUGGCCGCCUUGGGCAAAUUCAGGAAUGCAUACAAGUUGGCGUGGAGCGCUGCGGAAAUUAUGAAUGCAACUCGGGGCCCUCGGCAUCCCGAGACGAUCCACUGCCAACUCACAGUAGAGAGGCUAACAAGGCGCCCUGACGUUGCGAUGUCUUUGAGCACUGGGGUUGACGUGUCCCCUAAUGAGGCAGUGAGGGCUAUAAAGAAGGCUGAGAAGCGGCCCAAGCCUGUCAGAGUGAAUCGUCGGAGGAAAUGA
This is a messenger RNA of Perkinsus marinus ATCC 50983, 1389 nucleotides long. RefSeq lists its product as hypothetical. Gene Ontology annotation, molecular function: protein binding. The coding region runs from base 1 to 1389 and encodes 462 amino acids. The transcript is spliced from 12 exons. NCBI's taxonomy places the organism in Eukaryota, Perkinsozoa, Perkinsida, Perkinsidae. The record is from RefSeq and is a predicted model, not a curated record.